Sebastes umbrosus (honeycomb rockfish) is the source of this 3658-nucleotide messenger RNA. It is a transcript of the gene samsn1a, whose product is annotated as SAM domain, SH3 domain and nuclear localisation signals 1a. The record is from RefSeq and is a predicted model, not a curated record. Gene Ontology annotation, molecular function: protein binding. Lineage: Eukaryota; Metazoa; Chordata; Actinopteri; Perciformes; Sebastidae. The coding region runs from base 86 to 2242 and encodes 718 amino acids. The transcript is spliced from 17 exons.
GUCUCUCAGUCUCUGGCUGUCACUCAGCUCGACGUUUUCACCUCCAUCAGACGCACCGACGUGAACAGGAGAGCUCUACGCCAACAUGAACCUUUUCUGCUUUUCGCUGGAGGGGUCCAUGGACAGCCUGUAUGAGGCGGUGCAGAGCUCCGGCGAUGGUCCACCACCGCCCAUCCCCAGCCGCUCCUCCAGCCGCGCAUGCAGCCGUUCCUGCAGCCGCUCCUGCAGCCCAGCGGUGCUGCUGGAUGACAACACAAAGUGGCGAGGCUCUGGGAGAUCUAUUUCUAUGGAGAUGCCUCAGGUGCAGAGAACCAACUCUAAUAAAAAGAAAAGAAGAACACAUAUAUCCAAAUCUGCAUCAGAUAAUGAAGCACUGGAUAACCCCGGCUGUAAUACUGCAGUCUGGCAGCCCGCCAAGAGCCAAGAAGAUUUAGUCCACACCGCCAACAAUCACAAUGAAGAAAUGAGGAAGACUAAACACAGAACAGAAACCAAAGAAGGGAAAGGAGCUCAUCAUUCUGGCACAAAGAAGAAGGAGAAACCGCCCUCAGGCCAGAAUGUCCAUGCCAACGGCACGGUUACAGAGGCUAAACCUGCUGUCAAAAGAAACCAAAAGACGGGAAAGAAACCAGGUGGAAAGAGCGGGAAAGAGGGGUCGAAGAAGAAUCACAACUCCACAGUGCACUCCCCACCAUGCGCUAUGAGCCCACCCAUGGGACCCCAAUAUCUGGACGUGCCGUACAGGUCAGACAGGAGGCCCUACCUAGGCAAGUCCUCCACUCUCCCCGCUCAGGAGAACGCAACGCCAGGCCGAUGCACAGACAUGGCCACCCUCCCCGGUGGAGCGACGCCCACCCACACCUACUCCCACCACCACCAGCGCUGGAGCAACCCAGGCGACAGCAGUCCUGCCUGGGGGACCAUCCAGCACACCUGCCGCAGGCCGCUCACAGAGUACCGCGUGUACUCCCAUGACUUCACCGCGUCCCCUGGGAGGGAGUGGGAAGGAAGACAGCAGCAGGCGACGGCCCAGGAUGACAGCUUGAAACAGGACAGUAAACCCCAGAUUCCUCCAAAGGUGACGCGAUCUGUCACAGAUGUGGAUCUAUCAGAACCAAAUUGCGAUGCGAAAAUACGACAAGAGAAGAGCAAGGAUCUGACAUUAACCUUAAAACAGGAGAAAAUGUUACAGAGGGCGGCAUCCAAUGUGUCAGACAAAAAGAGCAGCAAGCCGAAGCGCUCCACCAGCUUCGGUAGGUUUGAGGGUCUCAGAAAUCACUCGCCACUAGCCAAACCAGAGGAAAAUGGAACAACUGUGCUCACAGAAGAAUGUGAGACCAUUUUGGACCAACACAAAUCAGCUGGACUUGGGAAGAAGAUGAAGGCUAUUUCACUCACCAUGCGCAGAAAAAUGGGCAAAAAACACGCCAAGUCUUUUUCUGAGGAGAUGGGUGAUGACGCAGACAAAGACCCAGAGGCAGAGACAGAGAGUGGCCCUCCAGCUGAGAAAAGCUCUGAUAAGACAAGAAUCUCCUUAGAGAGUCUGUACAGCGGCCAGAGCUCCUCUAGUUCAGGCGGUGUGACCAGUGAGUCCAAUGGUUCUGGUCAGAGAGACAGUCUGAGGCUGGAGGAGGACGGCUCCUAUCAGGGGCAGUUCUGUGGCAGAGCUCGCGUCCACACAGACUUUGUUCCCAGCCCGUACGACACAGACUCACUCAAACUCAAGGUCGGUGACAUCAUCAACAUCAUCAGUAAGCCUCCGAUGGGCAUCUGGACGGGCAUGCUAAACAACAAAGUGGGCAACUUCAAGUUCAUCUAUGUGGAAGACGUUUGUGCGGAGAAAGAAGAAGAAGAGGUAGCUCCCAAGAUCAGACAACAGAAGCUGUGCAAACGACCUCGGCCUAAAACGCUGCUGGAGUUACUGGAGCGGCUGAAUCUGGAGGAGUACGCCUCUGCCUUGCUGCUAAAUGGCUACCAGUCGGUGGAGGACCUGCUGCACCUGCAGGACAAACACCUGAUAGAGCUGAACGUCAAAGACCCCGAGCACAGACGCAAGCUUCUCGCCGCUGCUGAAUUCCGCUACACAGGUGAUGACGUCAGGGAACCGGAGGUGCACAUAUCAUCCCACAGUCUACAAGAAGACGACAGCGACUGUCCCAGAGACUCGGGUUGCUUCAUCCCAUCUGAAUGUUCAGAAAGCAAGGAGGACGCAGAGCCGCUCACAGACGCCGUGGACUCUUAAUGUGAUUACUUGUCAGAUGGAUACUUUGACAAUUGGAAUUUGGAAUUUGGAAUUCAGUGUUGUGUAUUUUCUUAUGACAGAUGCGGUUUUAACAAUUAUCCUUUAAUCUAAAGCUAGCUACAUGCUUGCCUAAUGUACAAGCUUUUUAAAAGUGUGAAAGGAAGAACAAAACCGAUAUUCUAGAUGUCAUCUUAUCCAUUUGUCGCUUUAUCAAUAAGACUAGUGCGCUGACCGUUCUGAACAUGCCUGGGCUGAAUGCUCGGCCUGUGGUGUUGCUGAUUGCAGUUUUCUCGAGAACCGCUCAUACAAACAACUUAAACACUCAACACAGCGCUUCACUUGGGUCCUUAGCAAUACACCUGCCAUGACGUAGUUGCGUCACACACCCAAGAACGCAAGAACCCACCUAAAAGUAUCAAGUCAUGCACUGGGGAAAUACUGGGGAAGUCUUUUACUCACAAAACACAGUUGGGGUUUACUCACGGUCCACUACCAUCCACUAUAUCCAGCAUCUAUGUAACGUUAGUUAUCCACUAUAUCCAGCAUCCAUGUAACGUAUCCAGAGCGGCGGUUUGUUUGUAAGGCCGGGCCUGCUGCGGACGCCAUGUUGGACAGGUGGACCGCCCGCCCCGCUGUUGCUGUUCUCUUCUUCUCCUCCUUUGGUGUUUUCCGGCAGUUGGCAUCCUUUAAGUCGCAUUACUGCCUCCUACUGGAUUUAAUCGUCCACUAUUAUGUUCUGUUUUAUCCUUGUAAACAGUCCGGUUGCUUUCAAAAACCUAAAUAUAUAAUUUUUCUCCCCUCCAUCACUGCCGCUGUUCGCUUGUUUUAUUCAAAGUGUAUUAAUAUGGAACGUGUCCAAAUUGCGCUACAUUCGACAAAGUAUUCCUCCGGGUCCCCAGAAAUCCAUCUGCCAAGUGAAAAGUAGAUCGGAUGAACGGUUCUCGAGAUAUGCAGCACAUAUAACCACAUACAGACAGAAAGACAGAGAUGCUUGCUUUAUAGUUAUAUAAUAAUCACGUAUUCUUUAUUUUAUGUUGUUGAAAAAUUGGCAUUUUUAUUGAUAAAAUGUCACCUGUAUUUAUUGCAUUUGAAAUCAUCCAGUGUAUUUUUUAUUUCCAUAUAAAGCCUUUAUUUAUCACAUCUGCAUCAUUUUUACCUUUCUCAUCAAUCUUAUUCAACAUCCUGUGUAAUCUUCCUAUAAAUGAAUGAGGUGAUGUUGGUGAAGAGAUGUUUUUGAAAUGUAGUGUCUGGGUUUGAACGAUUCAUAUUCAAAUCUUGCCUAUAAUGUAUACUGUACAGGAAAACGUGGUAUUUUCUGAACGUGUGUGAAUGAGUGCGUGGGAGAGCCUGUGUAUGUAAAAGUCAGCAUUCAACUGUUUUCACAACUUUUUGUAAAUAAAAUCAAAGUCUGAAUUA